Messenger RNA from Boeremia exigua, 1074 nucleotides. RefSeq lists its product as uncharacterized. The transcript has a single exon. The record is from RefSeq and is a predicted model, not a curated record. Lineage: Eukaryota; Fungi; Ascomycota; Dothideomycetes; Pleosporales; Didymellaceae. Bases 1 to 1074 code for a protein of 357 amino acids.
AUGCAGCCGACCACGCAGCCCACCCGCCUGACCUUCGCCCGCCUCGCCGCCAGCCUCGAGCGCCUCGCCGCCAGCCUCGAGCGCCUCGCCGCCACCCUCUCCACCCACUUCCCCGCGCCCCACGACGCCCAGCGCGCACACGCCCUGCACCGCGCCGUCGCCGCCGCGCUGAAAACGGUCCGCGCGCGCGCUCGCGGCGUCCCCGGCCCUUCGCCUGGCCAGAUCAAGCGCGGGCUGCAGGACGCGGUUGAUGGGAUCCAUGCGCGGUUUGAUGGGGGUGCUGCAUCCUCCACCACCACUGCCGCCACAGCAGGAGCAGCAGCAGCAGCAGCACCAGCACCAGCAGCAUCAGCAGCAGCAGCAGCAGCAGCAUCAGCAGCCACAGCAACAGCACCACCACCACCACCACCACGCCGCACCCUGCGCCCCCGCCCGCGCCCCGCGCCCGCCCCCCAGCGCAUCGAGAAACCCCCGCCCCGCGCCCGCGGCCGCACGCCCGCCCCCCGCGGCCCCGCGCCGCCCUCCGCGCUCCUCGAUCCCGCCGCCGCCGAGCGCGCGGCGGCCGCUGUCGCGCUCCUGGGGCUCGCGAGGCAUGGGGAGGGGACUGUGUUGAGGGGCGUGAAGGGCUCCUCCUCCUCCUUUUCCUCCUCCUCUGCUGGGGCUGCUGGGGCUGCUGCUGCGUCUGCGUCUGCGCCUACCACCCUCCGCGCACCCGCACCCGCACCCGCACCCGCACCCACACCCAGGCCCGCACCCGCGCCCGCGCCCACCGCCCUCCACGCCCCCCCAUUCGCCCCCCUCCCGCUCCUCCCCCCCUCGCUGACGCCACCCCGCGCCUUCGAGGCAGGCGUGCGGUACGCGGCUGCGCACUUUGGAGGCGGGGUGGGAGGGGCUGGGGUUGUGGAGUUUGUUCGGGGGGAGGUUGGGAGGAUGGAGAGGGAGGGGGAGAUGAGGGAGAUGAGGGGGGAGAUGAGGAGGGGGAGGGAGGAGGGAUAUGGGGUGCCUGCUGUUGGGUAUGCGGCGGUGGGGUCUGGGGUUGAGUUUGGGGGGAGGGGGUUUUGGGGUGUUGUUUAG